AUGAUCUCCAAUCAUCUAGUCAUCGUUGUUUUAUCUUCGUUGCUACUCUGGACUAAUGCCAAAAAAUUCUCUGUGUUACGGUUAAAUCCAUCCUCAAAAGACGAUGUCGACUUUCUUCAAAACCUCUAUAUGAACGAUGUCAAGCUGGAUUUCUGGAAGUCACCAACAGAACCUGGAAAAGAGGUGCACGUGAUGGUGAACGACGAAUCUGAAGACAGCUUUAUGGAAGCGUUGGAUUCGCGAAACAUUUCACAUUCGGUGAUGAUCGACGACGUGAAAAAGGUUAUCGUCGAUCAAAAGGAAAAACAUGAGAAGCUGAAAAGUCAAUUGCGAAUGAGGGAUUGGCGUGAUGGGAAGGUGCAGUUCAACCUUGCGCAAUACCACUCAUUUGCGGAUGUGAUCAAUUACAUGAAUGCGCUCGCAAUCACCUACCCCGAAAGGGUUUCAGUCCAACCGAUUGGUACAAGUCAUGAAGGACGUCAAAUACCGUUAAUUAAGAUCACUAAUAAACGUCUCGGAGGACAUAAGAAGGGAAUCUGGGUCGACGGCGGAAUUCAUGCCAGGGAAUGGGUAUCACCAUCGACAGUCCUAUACUUCAUUCAUGUUCUUGUCACUCAAUACGACAAAGAUCCUCAAGUGCGACAAUUCGUGGAUCAAAUAGAAUGGUACAUCGUACCGCUGUUGAACCCUGAUGGUUACGAGUACUCCCGCAGCAGCAGUGAUCCGGAAAUUCGUCUUUGGCGAAAGAACCGUAGUCCACCGAAAUGCAUUCAACAAAGCACAGGCUUAUUCUCACCGCCACGUACGGCCUGCUGCCAAGGAGUGGAUCUCAACCGAAAUUUCGACUGGUUCUUCGGACAAGUCGGCUCAUCCACAGAUCCAUGCUCUGAAAUUUAUCAGGGCGCAUACGCAUUCUCCGAGCCGGAAACGGCAGCCGUACGAGAUUUCCUUCAACGUCACAAAGUGCAUACUUUCCUUACGUUCCACUCAUAUUCACAAAUUCUAAUGUAUCCAUUCGGACAUCAAGUUAGGACUUAUUCGAACGAUCUCAAUGACUUGAGAUCAACGGCUUUAACUGCCUCUGCACAUCUGCGACGAAUGUUUGGUACCCAAUACAAGGUUGGAACAGGAGCUGACACUCUUUAUCCCGCUUCGGGUGGCUCAGAGGACUGGGCUAAAGGAAAAGGUCAUGUGAAAUACUCAUACCUUUUUGAGCUGAGGCCUGAAGAGCAGGUGUGGGACGGAUUCCUACUUGCUGAAAACCAGAUCAUGCCAACAGCGAGAGAAACAUGGGAAGCCGUAAAGGUCAUAGCCACCCAGACAUUGGCUAUCCCAACUGUCGCCCGAGCUCCUGCACGGCAUUCACGCAACUGCGUGGAUCGUGACGCGUUGUGCGGCAGCUGGGCGCAAGGUGGCGCCUGCGGUACGUGGCCGGAGAUGCGGCAACGAUGUCCGCGUGUUUCUAGUCGCUUCGCUAUUCAGCAUCGAUCCCAUCGUGCCCGAAUUCAUCAUGCGAAGAAGCAUAAAGCUUUCCACAAGCCAAAUAAGAAAGGCUAA
Necator americanus (New World hookworm) is the source of this 1557-nucleotide messenger RNA. RefSeq lists its product as uncharacterized. The record is from RefSeq and is a predicted model, not a curated record. NCBI's taxonomy places the organism in Eukaryota, Metazoa, Nematoda, Chromadorea, Rhabditida, Ancylostomatidae. Bases 1 to 1557 code for a protein of 518 amino acids. The transcript is spliced from 15 exons. Gene Ontology annotation, molecular function: metallocarboxypeptidase activity; zinc ion binding. Gene Ontology annotation, biological process: proteolysis.